Gadus macrocephalus (Pacific cod) is the source of this 234-nucleotide messenger RNA. RefSeq names its product astrocytic phosphoprotein PEA-15-like. The record is from RefSeq and is a predicted model, not a curated record. The transcript has 2 exons. The annotation marks the transcript as partial. NCBI's taxonomy places the organism in Eukaryota, Metazoa, Chordata, Actinopteri, Gadiformes, Gadidae.
UCCCCUGCAGACAACCUGUCGUACAUCGAGCACAUCUUCGAGAUCUCGCGGCGGCCCGACCUGCUGACGCGCGUCAUCGAGUACCGCACCACCGUGCUCAAUAUCUCCGAGGACGACGAGAUCGACACCAAGCUCACGCGCAUCCCACUCGCCGGUACAUUUUCAGACAUCAUCCGCCUGCCCUCUGAAGCCGAGAUCAUCAAGUUGGCCCCCCCACCUAAAAAAGCAUGAGGU